UUGAGUAGCCACAACGCUUUCAAACGCCAAGCGGAAAGGAACUCUGAUAAAAACCAAAGUGAAAUUUACUUAUAAAUAGACUGACUGUGCAUUGAAAUCAAAUAUAUACAUAUAUUUCGCUAUGGACGCUGAACGUAUUCGCAUUUCGGGCGAUGCCCCAUGGAAGAAGAUCCAACAAAACACCUUCACACGUUGGGCCAACGAACAUCUGAAGACGGUUGACAGUUCGAUCGAGAACUUGGAAACGGAUUUCUCCGAUGGCCUUCGUUUGAUUCUUCUCGUCGAAGUGUUGUCCCAUCAGCGUAUCCCGCGUUACAAUAAGAAUCCGACAUUCCGUACCCAGAAAUUGGAGAAUGUAUCGAUUGCACUCGAAUUCCUUGAGGCAGAGGGCAUUAAAAUUGUCAAUAUUGACUCAUCUCACAUUGUCGACUGCCAUCUGAAGCUAAUCUUGGGCUUAGUAUGGACUCUUAUUCUCCACUACUCGAUAUCAUUACCCAGCUGGGAUGGCGAAGAGACGCAGCAAGAAUCAGGCCUGACACCCAAGCAGCGCCUAUUGAACUGGAUUCAGCUUAAGCUACCCGACAUGCCCAUCAAGAACUUCACCCAUGACUGGACUACAGGCAAGCCUGUGGGCGCUUUGGUUGAUGCCUGUGCACCUGGUCUCUGUCCCGACUGGGAGCUCUGGGACCCUGAGGAUUCUGUGCGCAAUGCCGCUGAGGCCAUGACCUUGGCCGAUGAUUGGUUGGAUGUGCGUCAGCUGAUCAGGCCAGAGGAGUUGGUUGAUCCAAAUGUGGAUGAGCAGUCUGUCAUGACAUACUUGUCGCAAUAUCCCAACGCUAAGCUCAAGGACGGUGCGCCAUUGCGUGAAAAGACUGAUCCCAACAGUGUUAUUAGUGUACCAACUGUUGUUAGUCCUCCUUCCCUCGAAGGAUUGCGCGCUUAUGGUCCUGGCCUGGAACCCACUGGCACUAUCAUUGGCACCACUGUUAAAUUCACCGUGGAAACUGUUGCCGUCGGCAAUGGAGAUGUUGAGGUCGAUGUUGAGGCACCAAGCGGAGAGAUCGAGCGAGCUUAUGCUUACUUUAACAAUGACAUGAAUCUCACCUACACGAUUUCGUAUAUGCCUAAAGAGGUUGGUACCCACAAGGUGGUCGUCAGAUUUUCAGGCUAUGAAAUUCCCAAUUCGCCGUAUUACGUUGAGGUCGAGCAUCCCAUUGAGGAUGCUAUUGUGGAUAACUAUGAUGAAUAUUUGGAUUUGCCCAUCACUAACAAUAGCACUCAUAUUGAUGCUUUGGUCGAAGGCAUGAGUUUUACCUUCUUGGGUUACGUAAACAAAAAGUGCGAGAGCUUCUCCAUAAACUUUUGCCUUGAUGACGAAAAUCAGAAUACUGCUUUGCAUGUGAAUCCACGUUUCCAUCGUAAAUACAUUGUGCGCAAUACCAAAACAAAUGGAGUCUGGGGUCCUGAAGAAGUUGCCUCUCCCAUAAAAUUCCCUCUGGAGCGUGGUCAUCGAUUCAAGAUACAAGUGCUCGUCACAAGGGAAAACUACUUGAUAUCGAUAAAUAAUCAAGCAUUCGCCCAGUAUAACCAUCGUUUAGCCUAUGAGUCAGUUCGUGUGUUGCGUAUCGAUGGCGAUGUGGAAAUCAAUCAGAUUUAUCGCACUUUUCUAAAUGGUUUUCCAAACCAAUUUCCCAAUUUCGGCCCAUCGGUUGGUGAUUUUACUGAACUGCCCCUCAACGAGAAUGUGGCGGCAAUUGGCGAGCUCAACGAAGGAUACAAUUUCAUCUUCUGCGGCCGAAUUCUCGACGAUGCAAACAAUUUCUCCAUUAACUUUAUGUACGACGACGAGGAACACGAUAUUGCUUUGCAUAUUUCCACACGACUUCAGGAAAGAUCCGUUGUGCGCAAUACGAAAAUCGAAGGUGAUUGGGGCCAUGAGGAUGACACCUCGGAGCUGCCUUUCCUUUUCAGGCCAGGCGCUCCAUUCACCAUUCAAGUGCUUGUGACUGCCGCCUAUUAUCUGAUAUCGGUUAACGGUCUGCACUUUGCGCAGUACAAGCAUCGUUUGACCUUUGCCUCGGUGCGUUUCCUUAAGGUCAAGGGAGAUGUGGAGAAUGUGCAGAUUUACAGCAGCGCUGUCUACGGUUAUCCAGUGCCAAUUUUGCCAGCACGGAAAACGAGGGGUAUUCCGGUUGCCAUUGCGCCAACAAUGGCCAGAUUAACUCUUGCAGAAGAUGCCGAAGAGACGUCAGAUGCGGAAGCUGUGGAAGUUGAAGAAGAGGUUGCGGAAAUUGUUGAAGUUGCGGCGCCAGCAACGAAAAAAGAAGAUCAUAAGGGAUGGUUCAGAAUUUAACUAACCUGUUAAUUAGUAGUCUUCAUUUCCAUUUUCAUGAUAUUAAUUAUUGUUUCUAAAUAAACCAUAAAAGUGAUAAAAGUA
Molecule: messenger RNA, 2437 nt
Organism: Drosophila nasuta
Lineage: Eukaryota; Metazoa; Arthropoda; Insecta; Diptera; Drosophilidae
Exons: 9
Coding region: 122-2353 (743 amino acids)
Biological process (GO): actin cytoskeleton organization
Molecular function (GO): carbohydrate binding; actin filament binding
Source: RefSeq, a predicted model, not a curated record